CAGCGGGGCGCUCUCACUUCCCCGGAGCAGCCCUCUGGCGCGUCGUUUCGUCGGUCAGUCGGUGCGCGUCCUCCCUCUCCAUGGAGUUCCUUGUGCGGCUGUUGGCCCUUGCCCUGGCGCUGGCCCUGGGUCCCGCCGUGACCCUGGCGGGUCCAGCCAAGUCACCUUAUCAGCUGGUGCUGCAGCACAGCCGGCUCCGGGGCCGCCAGCACGGCCCCAACGUGUGUGCUGUGCAGAAGCUAAUUGGCACCAACAAGAAGUAUUUCACCAACUGCAAGCAGUGGUACCAGAGGAAAAUCUGUGGUAAAUCAACAGUCAUCAGCUACGAGUGCUGUCCUGGAUAUGAGAAGGUCCCAGGAGAGAAGGGCUGUCCAGCAGCCCUUCCUCUCUCAAAUCUGUACGAGACCCUGGGAGUUGUCGGAUCCACCACCACUCAGCUGUACACAGACCGCACAGAGAAGCUGAGGCCUGAGAUGGAGGGGCCCGGCAGCUUCACCAUCUUCGCCCCUAGCAACGAGGCCUGGGCUUCCUUGCCAGCGGAAGUUCUGGACUCCCUGGUGAGCAAUGUCAACAUUGAGCUGCUCAACGCUCUCCGCUACCACAUGGUGGACAGGAGGGUCCUGACUGAUGAGCUGAAGCACGGCAUGUCCCUCACCUCCAUGUACCAGAAUUCCAACAUCCAAAUCCACCACUAUCCCAAUGGGAUUGUAACUGUCAACUGUGCUCGGCUGCUGAAAGCUGACCACCAUGCCACCAACGGUGUGGUGCACCUCAUUGACAAGGUCAUCUCCACCAUUACCAACAACAUCCAGCAGAUCAUUGAGAUUGAGGACACCUUCGAGACCCUUCGGGCUGCUGUGGCUGCAUCAGGGCUCAACACCGUGCUUGAGAGUGAUGGCCAGUUCACUCUCCUGGCUCCAACCAAUGAGGCCUUUGAGAAGAUCCCUGCUGAGACCCUGAACCGAAUCCUGGGUGACCCUGAGGCUCUAAGAGACCUGCUGAACAACCACAUCCUGAAGUCGGCCAUGUGUGCCGAGGCCAUUGUUGCGGGGAUGUCCAUGGAGACUCUGGAGGGCACCACACUGGAGGUGGGCUGCAGCGGGGACAUGCUCACUGUCAAUGGGAAGGCCAUCAUCUCCAACAAAGACAUCCUGGCCACCAAUGGUGUGAUCCAUUUCAUAGAUGAGCUGCUCAUCCCAGAUUCAGCCAAGACGCUGUUUGAGUUGGCUGCCGAGUCUGACGUUUCCACAGCCAUUGACCUUUUCAGACAAGCGGGCCUCGGCACACAUCUCUCCGGAAAUGAACGGUUGACCCUUCUGGCCCCCCUGAAUUCUGUAUUCAAAGAUGGAACUCCUCGAAUUGAUGCCCAAACAAAGAAUUUGCUUCUGAACCACAUAGUUAAAGACCAGGUGGCUUCCAAGUAUCUGUAUCAUGGACAGACCCUGGAAACGCUGGGUGGCAAGAAACUGAGAGUUUUUGUCUAUCGUAAUAGCCUGUGCAUCGAGAAUAGCUGCAUUGCUGCCCAUGACAAAAGGGGGCGGUACGGGACUCUGUUCACCAUGGACCGGAUGCUGACCCCUCCCAUGGGGACUGUCAUGGACAUCCUGAAGGGUGACAGUCGCUUUAGCAUGCUGGUAGCUGCCAUCCAGUCUGCAGGGCUGACAGAGACCCUCAACCGGGAAGGGGUCUACACAGUCUUUGCUCCAACAAAUGAAGCCUUCCAAGCCAUGCCACCAGGAGAACUGAACAAACUCUUGGGAAAUGCCAAAGAACUUGCCAACAUCCUGAAAUACCAUGUAGGUGAUGAAAUCCUGGUUAGUGGAGGCAUUGGGGCCCUGGUGCGAUUGAAGUCUCUCCAAGGAGACAAGCUGGAAGUCAGUUCGAAAAACAAUGUAGUGAAUGUCAAUAAGGAACCUGUUGCUGAAGCUGACAUCAUGGCUACAAAUGGCGUGGUCCAUGCCAUCACCAGCAUUCUUCAGCCUCCAGCCAACAGACCUCAGGAACGAGGGGAUGAGCUUGCAGACUCUGCCCUGGAAAUCUUCAAACAGGCAUCUGCAUUUUCCAGGGCUUCCCAGAGGUCUGUGAGACUAGCCCCUGUCUACCAGAGGUUGUUGGAGAGGAUGAAGCAUUAGCACGAAGGGCCACAGGAGGAAUGCACCUCCCAGCUUCCCGCCGAUUUCUCUCAGUUUGCCAAAGAGACUAUUUGAAUAUUUUUGAAACCAAAUAUCACACUUCAAUACACCUGGGCCGCACCAUAAUGAGAUCUGAGCCUUGGGCUACUGGGGGUGGGGUGGGAGAAUAUGUGCUUUUUACUUUUUGUUCCCCCUAAACAUGGUUGUUGAUCUACUGCGUGUCUACUGGAUGUCGUUACGUGACAUUCAUUUCCAGAAAGGACUCACCCCAAAUGUGGAAAUUUCCUGCCUAUGCCAAGUGCCUGGAAAAGAGCUGCAGCAUUGUGGAGCUCACAAACCGUGAAUCAAGCAAUGCAGCACUCUGGGAAGUUCCGGCACGGUUUGGUAACGCUCUUCCUGCACAGCUGGAGAAAUGGCGUCAUUAUAAGCUAUGAGUUGAACUGUUUCUGUCAAAUGUGUCUUGCAUCCACAUGUGGCUUGGACGCUUCUAUGUGGCCCUGUCCAGGUAGAAAAGGAUGUAAAGCCCUUAUUUCCUGAGUAUGACAGCCAAGGUGUGUUUGUAAUAAUAAAACCAGUGAACUAGA
This is a messenger RNA of Sciurus carolinensis (gray squirrel), 2716 nucleotides long. RefSeq names its product transforming growth factor beta induced (gene Tgfbi). Gene Ontology annotation, biological process: cell adhesion; extracellular matrix organization. Gene Ontology annotation, cellular component: extracellular matrix. Gene Ontology annotation, molecular function: cell adhesion molecule binding. NCBI's taxonomy places the organism in Eukaryota, Metazoa, Chordata, Mammalia, Rodentia, Sciuridae. The transcript is spliced from 17 exons. The record is from RefSeq and is a predicted model, not a curated record. The coding region runs from base 81 to 2132 and encodes 683 amino acids.